Nymphaea colorata (pocket water lily) is the source of this 785-nucleotide messenger RNA. Its product is annotated as lachrymatory-factor synthase-like. The record is from RefSeq and is a predicted model, not a curated record. Bases 94 to 603 code for a protein of 169 amino acids. The transcript has a single exon. NCBI's taxonomy places the organism in Eukaryota, Viridiplantae, Streptophyta, Magnoliopsida, Nymphaeales, Nymphaeaceae.
UCUGAUCAGAAACAACAAGAUACAGUAACAGGGUUAAAGAGAUCAGAGAUUGGAGAGAGUGAGAGCAUUUCCAUUGCUUAGGGGAAAGCAAUCAUGGCGUUGCAGCAAGAGCAGGAAGCCAAGUGGGGAGGCAAAGUGAGCGCCCUGGUGGGAGGGGUGAUGGCAGACCAGGUGUGGCCUCUGCUGGCGGAGUUCGGCCGCAUGGACCGGUGGAUGCCCACCGUCGCCACCUGCCAGCUCAUAGGCGUGGCCGGGACUCCCGGCUGCCUCCGCUACUGCGCGAGCGCCGGCGGCGACCGAUGGGCGAAGGAAGUGCUCAAGAGCAUCGACCAUGCCCGCCGGAAGAUGUGCUACGAGAUGACGGAGAGCAGCAUGGGAUGGCGAUACUAUGAGGCUUCCGUGGAGGUCGUCGACAGCGCCGAGGAGGGCGGCUGCCGGAUCGAGUGGACGUUCAGGAUGGAUCCCGUGGACGAUAGGACCGAGGAAGGUAUCGUGCAGUAUAUCGGUUUUGCCCUGGGGUGCAUCUCUAAGAGGAUGCAGGAAUUUCUGUGUGGUGGUGCUGGCGGCGACAGCGGCGGCGGUUGUGGUAACGAUGCUGCUUGAGAUUCCGCCUGUAGCGGCGGCGGAGAUGGUGACGAUGGCCAAUGGUGGUAGUUAAUCUCCUGCUGAAGACAGUUUACCCGCACUCGCUCUUCAUCUCUGUAUCUUAUUAUCGUCUUGCAUGAUCAUCAACUUGUAUUCAAUAAGCAUGGCUCAUUUACCAAGAAUGCAAUGUCCUUCCAUCA